AGGUACUUGCAACAGAACAAUGAGAUAGAGCUUUCUGCUUUGGGCAUGGCCAUCACAACAGUUGUCACAAUUGCUGAGAUCUUAAAGAACAAUGGAUUUGCGAAAGAGAAGCGAAUCUUGACAUCUACAGUUGGAAUGAAAGAUCAAGACAAGGGACGAGUAGUGAAUAAAGCUAGGAUUGAAAUUGUGCUUGAGAAAUUGGAAAAAUUUGACUCCCUUAUGAGUGCAAGUCAUGCUGCACAAAAAGUAUCUGCUGGUGAGAAAGUUGAAAAUGCCAAUGGAAAAGUUGAUGCAAAGGAGAAAGUUCAAAAGUAG
Molecule: messenger RNA, 315 nt
Organism: Striga asiatica
Lineage: Eukaryota; Viridiplantae; Streptophyta; Magnoliopsida; Lamiales; Orobanchaceae
Source: the annotation of a GenBank genome assembly